This is a messenger RNA of Trichechus manatus latirostris (Florida manatee), 2034 nucleotides long. RefSeq names its product BLOC-1 related complex subunit 6 (gene BORCS6). The transcript has a single exon. Bases 217 to 1266 code for a protein of 349 amino acids. Gene Ontology annotation, cellular component: BORC complex. Gene Ontology annotation, biological process: lysosome localization. NCBI's taxonomy places the organism in Eukaryota, Metazoa, Chordata, Mammalia, Sirenia, Trichechidae. The record is from RefSeq and is a predicted model, not a curated record.
UUUGCGCUCACGUGUGUUUGGCAGUUCAAUAACAGCUCUUCUUCCGGGACUUUCUAGUCGCCACGACCAAUCAAAGUGCUCUUCCUGUCCUUACCAUUGUCAGCCUGCUGCCAAUGCUGCCAAUCGGGGCGCUUCUACCAACGCCCCUUAAAGGCGCCGCCAACGUCUCCAAAGCCGGGGCAAACCAAUUCCUCGGUUCCGGCCCCCACCUGCAGUAUGGAGUCGUCCUGGGGGCGGCCUGGGGCGGAGGCGGACCCCACGGCUCUAGGGAAACACCAGGCCGCGAUCUUCGGCGGUGGGCCCGCCCGAACAUCCUCUGAGCCACCCUCAGACCUCAGGCUCUCCGAGAAGGAAGAGGCCGAGAACGUUGGGGGCGCGAGCCGCCACCCCAGGGCGUCCCCGAAGACUUCGAGCUGCAGCGUAGUCCACCGGUCGGAACGGGAAGCGCGGGAGGACGAGGCUGGGCCCCGGAGCCGCCGGGAGGAGCCGGGUUCGGAACACGACCUGCCCCCUUCUUCCCAACACCAGGACCCUGAGCCGCCGGAGGACGAGCCUGCAUCCGAGAGGUUCUGCCGUCGAGGGAGUCCGGGAGGGGGCGGAAUGAAUAUUGAGCAGCAGCAGCAGCGGGAGGACAGCGAAGAGGUAGUGGCGGCCAGCAGGACUGGCCGCUUGUUCUCCAGCCGCCUUCAGGACAGCCGCAGCCUGGAUGGGCUAAGCGGAGCGUGCGGCGGCGCCGGGUCUGCAGGGGGUGCCGAGGCCGGCGCAGGCGGCGGGCGCCGCGCCACUAUUUCCAGCGCCCUGGAGCUCGAGGGCACAGUGAGCCGCCACGGCGACCUCACCCACUUUGUGGCCAACAACCUGCAACUCAAGAUCCGUCUGAGCGGCGCCCCUCAACCCCCGCUACCUGCCCCUGCGCGGCCCUGCCCAACGCCUGCUUCCACUCCGGCCAUCCCGCCUAUCGACCCCGACGUGCUGCGGGACCUGGAGCGGCUGAGUCGGGAGCUGGGCGGCCGGGUAGACCGUCUGCUCCGCGGGCUGGGUGGCGCGGUGCAGGAGCUGACAGCGCUGAGCGUGGGCUGCAUCCAGACCUACCGCGACGCCGUGGACUCCUUAGGAGAAGCCGUGGACAUGAGCAUCAAAGGCAUGUACACCCUGCUGGCGCGCUGCGAGGAGCUGGAGCGGGCGCUACAGCCGGUUCAGGGACUGGCGCGCCAAGUCCGAGACAUCCGACGCACACUGGAGGUGUUGGAGGCACUGUGCAAGUGACCAGGAGGGCAGGAGCGGCCAGGCCGGACGGGGACAGGGCCCAGCAGGACCCUUAAGGACUCAAGGAGCCCUGGUGGGGACUGUCCGGAGGGGAGACCUGUAUGCGUUGGAGGCUCUUCCAGAUGCAUUUAACAGUCUGGCGCCUAAUCGCUGAGCCUUAGGCGGGUGUAAAUGGGAAGUCCUAAUUCCUCUCUUGGAGGGAGGGGAUGAUGCUCUGCUUAUAUAUUCAACUGGCAAUCUGUAGCUACCCUAUUCUCCACGACUUUCUUUCCUAGCUAGAGCACCGUCCUUGGGAACCCAGGACUUUAGAUUUCGGCUUGAAGGUGGAGACACGACUCCGUUAUGUGAUCAAGAGAGGGGAACAGAGGAGGCCCCACCCCCACUGUGGCCACCCUGACUCCAGUGGCCACAUCUCAGGUGCCAGGGGCUUUAGAAGCUUAAGUGGACCUUGGCCACACCCCAUGCAAGCAAGGAUGCACACCUGCAGAUGGACAACCUUCUGUUUCUGCCCUCUCCCCCUACCAUACCACUUCCCUAGCCAGAAGCAAGGCAGAGUUCAGAGGAGUUCAUCUCACGGUGAAGGGGAUCAGGUGAGAGGUGUCUCACUGCUCUCAGGGUUCAGGUAGAAUUGUUGCUGGUUUUGAAGCCCACCUGUUGUGGAGUGUUCUAAUCAGUUUUGGCUUUCUGAGUUUUGUGGAAUUAAAGUGCUGCUACUGCUAAGACUGAGGCUGCGUCUGUGUGGGGUUGCGGGGCUUGCGGAGCAAGAGG